Molecule: messenger RNA, 2180 nt
Organism: Jatropha curcas
Lineage: Eukaryota; Viridiplantae; Streptophyta; Magnoliopsida; Malpighiales; Euphorbiaceae
Product: pyrophosphate--fructose 6-phosphate 1-phosphotransferase subunit beta
Biological process (GO): fructose 6-phosphate metabolic process; glycolytic process; response to glucose
Cellular component (GO): cytosol
Molecular function (GO): diphosphate-fructose-6-phosphate 1-phosphotransferase activity; ATP binding; 6-phosphofructokinase activity
Source: RefSeq, a predicted model, not a curated record
ACCAAAAUAGGUCCCAAAUUGUGCUACGUGUAGUGUAUCCACCCUUGAUUUUCCUGUAACCGGAGGGCAACCACCUUUCCGGGGCGGAGAGUCCUACGACCCGAAAGUCCAAAAGACCAUCUCACCCUUUCAACUCUGGAUCUUUUUAUGAUAUGACAUAUAAAUUCUACUUUCUUCUCCUACUCUCCCACUCCAACACUCACCCCUGCAACUAAAUUAAACCUAACAGCUUCAACCUACAUGGCUCCUUCCUUUGUACUUAACGGCGAGCUUCCCGCUAUCAAGUCUUCUCCGGCUGUGGGACGCGUCGCUUCUGUUUACAGUGAAGUGCAAGCCAGCCGUAUUGACCACGCGCUUCCUCUCCCUUCUGUCCUUAAAAAUCCCUUCAAAAUCGUCGAAGGGCCUCCAAGCUCGGCAGCUGGCAAUCCAGAUGAGAUCGCCAAGCUAUUUCCAAAUCUGUUUGGGCAGCCAUCCGCAAUGUUGGUGCCAAACGGGGCUGAUUCAGUGAAUCCGGAUCAAAAGCUAAAGAUUGGCGUUGUUUUGUCCGGAGGUCAGGCACCUGGAGGACACAAUGUGAUUUCUGGAAUCUACGAUUACUUGCAGGACCGUGCAAAGGGAAGCAUAUUAUAUGGGUUUAGAGGUGGUCCUGCUGGGAUCAUGAAGUGCAAAUACGUAGAGUUAACAGCUGAUUAUAUCUAUCCCUAUAGAAAUCAGGGUGGCUUUGAUAUGAUCUGCAGUGGGAGGGACAAAAUUGAAACACCUGAGCAGUUUAAACAAGCUGAAGAGACUGCAUUGAAGCUUGACCUAGAUGGACUUGUCGUUAUUGGUGGAGAUGAUUCAAACACUAAUGCUUGCCUCCUUGCUGAAAACUUCAGGAGUAACAAUAUUAAAACUAAGGUCAUUGGAUGCCCAAAGACUAUUGAUGGUGAUCUGAAAUGCAAAGAGGUUCCAACCAGUUUUGGGUUUGAUACUGCAUGCAAGAUAUAUUCAGAAAUGAUUGGAAAUGUUAUGAUUGAUGCUCGAUCAACUGGAAAAUAUUAUCACUUUGUAAGGCUUAUGGGGCGUGCAGCUUCACACAUUACCUUAGAGUGUGCUUUGCAAACUCAUCCAAACAUUACAAUCAUUGGAGAAGAGGUUGCUGCUAAGAAGCUGACACUAAAAAGUGUUACCGACUAUAUUGUAGAUAUAAUCUGUAAACGUGCUGAUCUGGGUUAUAACUAUGGUGUAAUCCUUAUACCUGAAGGUCUAAUUGAUUUCAUUCCUGAGGUGCAGCAUCUCAUUGCAGAACUGAAUGAAAUUUUGGCCCGCGAAGUGGUGGACGAAGGUGGGCUAUGGAAAAGGAAACUUACUAAUCAAUCUCUGCAGCUUUUCGAAUUUCUACCACAGGCAAUUCAGGAACAGUUGAUGCUGGAAAGAGAUCCACAUGGAAAUGUCCAGGUUGCCAAAAUAGAAACAGAGAAAAUGCUUAUUCAAAUGGUUGAAACUGAGUUGGAGAAGAGGAAGCAGCAAGGCUCAUAUAAAGCCCAAUUCAAAGGACAGUCCCACUUCUUUGGUUAUGAAGGAAGAUGUGGUUUGCCAACAAACUUCGAUGCUAUGUAUUGCUAUGCUUUGGGCUAUGGUGCUGGAGCUUUGCUUCAGAAUGGAAAAACUGGGCUGAUAUCAUCAGUUGGGAAUUUGGGGGCACCUGUUGCAGAAUGGACUGUUGGUGGCACUGCACUGACUUCUUUGAUGGAUGUGGAGAGGAGACAUGGUAAAUUCAAGCCCGUGAUCAAGAAGGCAAUGGUUGAGCUUGAUGGUGCACCAUUCAAGAAGUUUGCAUCAUUGCGAGAUGAGUGGGCACUCAAGAAUCGAUACCUUAGUCCUGGUCCUAUCCAAUUUAUGGGCCCAGGGUCCGAUGCCGUGAGUCACACGUUACUGUUGGAAUUGGGAGUUAAUGCUUAGGUAUAAUUGUGGGCCUGCUGAUUGGUGGAAGCUCGAGUUCUACUGGUGCAAUUCUACUUUUUGUUGCUUUUAUUCAAUGCCUCUUUUUUUAAGCUGAUAUCUGAGUGUAGGAUUCUGGGACUUCUUUAAAGUUUUAGUUGGAUGGUAGUCCAUGGACUUGUACAUUUGAAGUGUGAUUGCUGUCAGUGAAUGAAUAAUAAUAAUAAUAUGAUGCAAGCAUAAGUUUUGAUUUUAAGAUA